This is a messenger RNA of Epinephelus fuscoguttatus (brown-marbled grouper), 1061 nucleotides long. RefSeq lists its product as uncharacterized. The transcript has 7 exons. Gene Ontology annotation, cellular component: canonical inflammasome complex. Bases 317 to 967 code for a protein of 216 amino acids. Lineage: Eukaryota; Metazoa; Chordata; Actinopteri; Perciformes; Serranidae. The record is from RefSeq and is a predicted model, not a curated record. Gene Ontology annotation, biological process: regulation of apoptotic process.
GUUGUGAUUGACAGGAGCAACCCGUGAAGCAACGCAUGUCUCUGAAGCAUGUCAUCUUGGAGUUUACAGUGUUACCGCUCGUUCAUGAACAUUUGAGUAGCCUACAUUUUUUGCAAAGGAGACAGGUGGACGGUCCUCCUUGCCUGAUCUAACUAGCAGUCCUUCCUCAGAGGAACACUUUGUGGAUAAAUAUAAAGCUCAGCUGAUCCAAGAUGCGAGCAACGUUGAACUAGUUUUGGAUGAGCUCCUCACCAAGGGGGUUAUACAACAGGACAGUUAUGAUAAAAUCAGCGCUCUCCCAACCUCAGAAGAGAAAAUGAGGGAACUCCUCGAUGGUCACCUGAAAACUGCUGGAGACAAAGACAUCUUUUACAACAUCAUUGUAGUGCCACAACACAACCAAGGCCCAAGACUGGAAUCAGAAGUGUUGAGCGACAAGGCAGAUAUGGACGUUGGAAGAAGUUCAAAAAACCUGCAGUCUGAAGCAGGUGCCUUUGAAUGCAGUGUGUCUGGCUUGCGCUGGGUUUGUAAGGAAAAGGUCAGCUUCAAGUACCAGUUUUGCUCUUGGGAGGGGCACGCAGACAGACUGAAAACCAUGUGGUACAUCCCCGGAGGUCCCCUACUGGACAUUACAGUCAUUUUUGGAAAGUUAGAUGAAGCACAUUUGCCACACUGGAUCUGCACAGACAAGGAGCUUGCCAGACUGAGGCCUAAACUUGUGGAGAGGGUGUCCAGAGAGCUUAUCAAUCAGCUGCUGGAUGAUCUGUUAGAGGAUGGCGUCUUUAAUGACGGGGAGAAAGACUCGAUACUUCAGGAAAACAGUACCAGUGCAAACAGGGCACGUCGCCUCAUCGGCAUGAUACUGAAGAAAGGACGCAAAGCCAGCAGGAAGUUGUUAACUCACCUUCAAAGCAGAGACCCUAUGCUUUGGGCUGAGCUGGGGCUGCCCUCUGGCCCACCUGUGUAGUCAGGAUGCGGGUCAAGGAAGAGGGUCGUCAUUAACCUCAUGAGCCACAUCAGGGCCUGGCCAUGAUAUAGAAGCUCACCACCUACCAACAGAG